Camellia sinensis is the source of this 1656-nucleotide messenger RNA. RefSeq names its product manganese-dependent ADP-ribose/CDP-alcohol diphosphatase. The record is from RefSeq and is a predicted model, not a curated record. Gene Ontology annotation, molecular function: CDP-glycerol diphosphatase activity; manganese ion binding; 2',3'-cyclic-nucleotide 2'-phosphodiesterase activity. NCBI's taxonomy places the organism in Eukaryota, Viridiplantae, Streptophyta, Magnoliopsida, Ericales, Theaceae.
AAGCUCUACAAAGCGUUCAACAUCUCUAUAAAGAUUUCACUAGCUCUAUAAAGCUUCCCCCUAGAAAUGGUGGCAAUCUACUCCAAUUAAUAGCAUGGAUUUGGGUAUUAAUUUAUCCUUAUUCACAAAGAAAUGAAUGUAGGAGUAGAAAGGAUGAUCAUUUGGAAAUGCUUUGUUUACUCUGUUUUGGCUCUGCUGCACAAAAACAGGACUCUUGUGCUUGCUUGGAAUGGGCUCUACUAAUGGUUUAGUGAGUGCACAGGGAAAGCAACCAAUUUUUUCCUUUGGAGUUAUAUCAGACGUCCAGUAUGCUGACCAGCCUGUUCGCCGUUCAUUUGCUGGUGUUCUUCGGUAUUAUCGACACAGCAUUUGUGUGUUGCAAAGGGCAAUCCAUAAAUGGAAUGAGAUACAGAAACUUAAAUUUGUGGUCAAUUUUGGGGACAUUGUUGAUGGUUGUUGCCCCAAAGAUCAAUCUCUUAAUGCUGUUAAGCUUCUUGUUGAUGAAUUUGAGACUUUCAAAGGCACUAUCUAUCACAUGAUUGGAAAUCACUGCCUGUACAAUCUUCCUCGUGACAUGUUACUUCCAUUAUUGAAAAUUCCUAGUCUAAAUGGUCAUGCAUACUAUGAUUUUUGUCCAAUCUCGGAAUACAGAUUUGUAGUCCUUGAUGGCUAUGAUAUUAGUGCCAUUGGUUGGCCUCAAGAUCAUCCAAACACUAUUGAGGCAUUAAAAUUUCUUAGGGAGAAAAAUCCCAAUUCAGAAAAAAACAGUCCAGAAGGGCUGAUGGGCCUGGAGAGAAGGUUUCUCAAGUUCAAUGGAGCGGUUGGAAAAGAACAAUUAAAAUGGUUGGAUGGAGUGCUUGAGGAUGCAACAAAGUCGAACCAAAAAGUUGUACUCUGCUGCCAUGUGCCUUUAGAUCCUGGUACAACGUCCCAAGAAGCACUUUUGUGGAAUUAUGACGAAGUAAUGGAUGUGGUACAUAGAUAUAGUUGUGUCAAGGUUUGCCUGGCUGGACAUGAUCACACAGGCGGACACUCAAUAGACUCACAUGGGGUACACCAUCAUGUAUUUGAAGCGGCGUUGGAGUGCCCUCCCGGAACGGAUGCAUUUGGAUAUAUAGAUGUUUUUGAUGAUAGGUUACUGCUUAUUGGAACUGAUCGAAUGAAGAGCACUGAAAUGAUUUUCACUCCUUAAGCAUGCCAGAUAAUAUCAUCCUGCAGAAUCUCCACCUCUUCUUCUUCUUCUUUCUUUCUUUUAAAUGAUAAUCUACAACUUGUUCUUUUUUUCAAUUUGAUUUAGAGGAAAGUGUCCAAGGCUUUGAAUGGAUAUCAAUAUUGAAAUGGGUUUCCUCGCUAGGAGUUGAAAUUAACAGCUAAAAAGCUAUAAGCAAUAAUAUGCAAUUUCAGUGCGCUAGAUGUUUUAUGACUUCAAUUCUUACUUGUAAUAUUGCAAUGGCUACCUCUGUCCUUGAAGUUUGCGGUGGAGCAUCAGUUAUGUAUGCCUUAUUGUUUGGAGUCAGUCUUAUAUAAGCCUUGUAUAGUAUUUAAAGCAUUGAUGCUUGUGUAUCAUGCAUUGCUACUUAAUUUUUGUUGAACAAGCUCUUACUUUUGAGAUUCCAAAUUUGGAUAGUGAUUUUGGCUUUUCAUUUUCUUUCUCCA